Molecule: messenger RNA, 960 nt
Organism: Bactrocera tryoni
Lineage: Eukaryota; Metazoa; Arthropoda; Insecta; Diptera; Tephritidae
Product: cuticle protein-like
Exons: 3
Coding region: 1-960 (319 amino acids)
Cellular component (GO): extracellular matrix
Source: RefSeq, a predicted model, not a curated record
AUGGCAUUCAAGUUCCAGUUUGUAUUCGCACUCGCCUUCGUCGCUGUUGCCAGCGCUGGCUAUGUACCAGUUGCCCCAGCAUACCACGCCGCACCAGCCGUCGCUGUGCAUUCAGCACCGGUGGCUGUAGCUCAUUCAGAGGAAUACGAUCAUCAUCCUCAAUACAAAUACUCUUAUGGCGUUGAGGACAAACUGACCGGUGAUGCCAAGAGCCAAGUGGAGGAGCGUGAUGGUGAUGUGGUCCGUGGUGAAUACUCCCUCAUCGACGCUGAUGGUUACAAACGCACUGUUCAAUACACUUCGGAUGACGUGAAUGGUUUCAACGCCGUCGUCAGCCGUGAACCUUUGGUUAAGUCCGUUGCUGUAGCUCCAGUUGUAAAGACAGUUGCUCCAGUUGCCCACUAUGCUGCUCCUGUUGCUCAUUAUGCCGCUCCUUCCGCUCACUACUCAGCUCCUGCUGUGGUCAAGACCGUUGCCCCGGUUGCUCACUACGCCGCGCCAGUCGCCCACUACUCAGCCCCUGCUGUGGUUAAGACCGUUGCCCCAGUUGCUCAUUAUGCUCCUGCUCCAGUGGCUCACUACUCCGCUCCUGCGGCUCAUUACUCUGCACCAGCUGCUCAUUAUGCUGCACCGCUCCAUCACUACAGUAAUCAAGUGGAUGAAUACGAUCCUCAUCCUCAAUACAAAUUCUCUUAUGGCGUUGAUGACAAAGUGACAGGUGACUCCAAGAGUCAAUACGAAGAGCGCGAUGGCGAUGUGGUGCACGGCCACUACUCCUUGAUAGAUGCUGAUGGCUUCAAGCGCACAGUCCAUUAUACCUCUGAUCCACAUAACGGUUUCAAUGCGGUCGUAAACCGCGAACCAUUGGUGAAGGUAGCCCAAGUUGCUCCAGUGGCGCACUAUGCUCAUGAGCCCGCAGUUGUUCACAAUGCUCCUGAUUAUCAUUAUCGUCAUUACUGA